This is a messenger RNA of Phyllostomus discolor (pale spear-nosed bat), 2354 nucleotides long. It is a transcript of the gene SFXN2, whose product is annotated as sideroflexin 2. Gene Ontology annotation, cellular component: mitochondrial inner membrane. NCBI's taxonomy places the organism in Eukaryota, Metazoa, Chordata, Mammalia, Chiroptera, Phyllostomidae. Gene Ontology annotation, biological process: serine import into mitochondrion; monoatomic ion transport. The transcript has 12 exons. The record is from RefSeq and is a predicted model, not a curated record. Bases 285 to 1253 code for a protein of 322 amino acids. Gene Ontology annotation, molecular function: monoatomic ion transmembrane transporter activity.
CAAGCGCACCAAGGUACCGGCUCACUGCUCUGGCAGGCGGCUAGAGCGGCUGGAGGUCGCUGCAGGCUGGUAGAAACUCUGGAACCGUGACAGCUCGCCCACGUGGCUGGCAGGCCUCCGGCCCACGAUUGGUCGAAAAGGAGGCGUGAAGGCGGGGCGACGGAGGUUCCCGGGCGGAGUUCCUAGUUGUAUCCCCGCAGGGCUUCCAGGGCGGGCUGCAUCUGCGGACUUUCGUCUCUGAGCGUUCUUCCUGGGACCAGUCCACAGUUUCUUGUGUGAGCAAGAUGGAUGCUGACCUGUCUGGCUUUGACAUUGAUGCCCCCAGUUGGGACCAGCACACUUUCCUGGGGCGGGUGAAGCACUUCUUCAACAUCACAGACCCACGCACUGUCCUGGUAUCAGAGCAGGAGCUGGACUGGGCCAAGGCGAUGGUGGAGAAGAGCAGGAUGGGGGUCAUGCCCCCAGGCACCCACGUGGAGCAGCUGCUGUAUGCCAAGAAGCUGUACGACUCGGCCUUCCACCCUGACACUGGGGAGAAGAUGAACGUCAUCGGGCGGAUGUCCUUCCAGGUUCCGGGUGGCAUGAUCAUCACAGGCUUCAUGCUCCAGUUCUACCGAACGAUGCCGGCGGUCAUCUUCUGGCAGUGGGUGAACCAGUCCUUCAAUGCCUUGGUCAACUACACCAACAGGAAUGCAGCCUCCCCGACGUCACUCAGGCAGAUGGCUCUUUCCUACAUCACAGCCACAUCCACCGCGGUGGCCACUGCUGUGGGCAUGAACAUGUUGACAAAGAAAGCUCCACCCCUGGUGGGCCGCUGGGUGCCCUUUGCUGCUGUGGCUGCUGCUAACUGUGUCAACAUCCCAAUGAUGCGACAGCAGGAACUCAUCCAGGGCAUCUGCGUGAAGGACAGGAAUCACAAUGAGAUUGGCCAUUCCCGGAGAGCUGCGGCCAUAGGCAUCACCCAAGUGGUUAUUUCUCGGAUCACCAUGGCGGCCCCUGGCAUGAUCUUAUUGCCGGUCAUCAUGGAAAGGCUGGAGAAACUGCGUUUCAUGCAGAAAGUCAAGGUCCUGCACGCGCCAUUGCAGGUUAUGCUGUGUGGGUGCUUCCUCAUCUUCAUGGUGCCAGUGGCAUGUGGACUCUUCCCACAGAAAUGUGAAUUGCCAGCUUCCUACCUGGAACCCCAGCUCCGAGACGCCAUCAAGGCCAACUAUGGAGAACUCGUGCCUUCCGUCUACUUCAAUAAGGGCCUCUAAAUGCCCCGCCCCAACAAGGACCAACCUCCACCCACAUUCACCAGCUCCUCCUUAGCUGCCAGGUCCCUCAUUCCUCUUUGCCAAGAGGCCCUGAGGCCAGGGUGGAUUUGAGGGCGGAGGUGCCAGAAUACCUCAUGCUUCUUUCUACUCAGACAUGUGGUUUACUGGCUCCAGGGGAUAAAAGUGAACAAGGGGAGAAAGACCAAAUCUUCUACCUGCGCCCCCUUAACUCCCACCCCCCGGAGACCAGGAAUUGAGUCCCCCUCAGGGAGGAGGGAGGAGUCGCUGGGACCUGAGGGAGACACUCAGCAAACUGAAUGGAAAAAUUAGGAAAACUUCGGGAUUCUGGUUCCAGCCAGGACUGGGGCAGAGCCCCUGGGACAAAGAGAAGCUCCUGUUCCUUUUCCCUGUUCCAUAUCACCUUCGCUCAAGCUAUGGACGCUCUACCUGUGUGGUUCCUGCUGUGCAGGAAGUGGGGGGCUGGUCUGUGUCACCUUGGGGUUCAUCUCCGCUCUUCCCCAUUCUCCUCAUUGCUCCAGUCAGAAAGGUCUCUGGGAGUGCUGCUAACCAUGAGCUUCUCAGGCACCUGGGAGUUCUCAGUGCUAAAAAAGGUCAUCGUGUGAGGCGGCGGAGUUCCAUGGUGCUUUGAGCCCUGUCUAUUGGCGCCGACUUUGUUCUCCUGCCCUAAAAUCAUGUCUGAUUUUCCUUCUGUGUUUCAAAGAUAAUUCCACUAACUGUGAGUAAAAAGGAUGUAUGUAAGCAUUAACCACACAUUGUAAUGGGUAUAAUUUCCUGGCUGCCUCCCUUCCUCGGCCCAUGAGGUUAAACACCAAAGAAAGACUGGUGUGUACUGACCAGCAAUGGGAAGUUUUAUUUGGAUGCCUGUAAGAGAAAAUGAGCCAAGACCAAAGAGCCUUAAAGGACACAGCAAAGCCCAGCCACUUGCCCUUCCCAACUUGGCUGCUGGAGGUGAUUUCUCAAGCUCCCUGGGGGACCACUGUGGCAUUCCUGGGGUCGAUGUCUGCAUGAAUUAUGUCUAGUAGAAUUUGCCGACUAUUCAAAGGAUACCUCUGUGAAUCGAAUAAAUUUCUUGAAAGAGUA